Molecule: messenger RNA, 618 nt
Organism: Eupeodes corollae
Lineage: Eukaryota; Metazoa; Arthropoda; Insecta; Diptera; Syrphidae
Product: keratin, type I cytoskeletal 10
Exons: 2
Coding region: 66-428 (120 amino acids)
Source: RefSeq, a predicted model, not a curated record
CUUUAACUUCAACUUAAGCUUCUUAGCUACCUAUUUAUACUAUUUAGACUGCUGUGAAUCAAAAGAUGUUGAAAUUCUUUCCGAUUUUGGGUGUUUUGGUUUUGGUAGUGAUCCUAUCGGCCAGUAGUGACGCAAGACCACAGCUGCAAAGGAGGCAACUUUUGGAUAAAAACGUGCAAAAUAGGGAACAAGAGAGCGAUGAUCUGGACGAUGGAGCUGAAAAGGAUGAUCUUAAGGGAUCAGCUUCAUACGGCUAUGGCUAUUAUGGAGGAUAUCCUUUUGGAGGAUAUGGCGGUGGAUUAUACGGCGGAGGAUUGUAUGGUGGUGGAAUUUACCCAUAUAGUUAUAGUUUGCAUAGUGGAUAUUAUGGAGGAUACUCCCCAUACUCCUACUACGGGGGAUAUGGUUUCCCAGGACACUAUUUCUAGAUUUAGACUUUUUUCUUUUUAACCAAAAAAUUACACAGACAUAGUUUUUAAGUUAGAUCCUAAAUAAUAAGUGAUUUUUAUUAAAACCAAUCUGAAUAAUAUUAAAGAUCUUGAGGUAUUAAAUAUGUUAAAAAAUAAAGUGAAACAGUUAAUAAAGAAAAGAAAGCAAUCAGGAAUAUUAACAAAAACA